Molecule: messenger RNA, 1172 nt
Organism: Cydia pomonella (codling moth)
Lineage: Eukaryota; Metazoa; Arthropoda; Insecta; Lepidoptera; Tortricidae
Exons: 3
Coding region: 709-1110 (133 amino acids)
Source: RefSeq, a predicted model, not a curated record
ACCUAAAAGUUAUGGCGCCAUUGCUCGAAACGAUGCUGCUAUCGAUACCUUAGGCCUUUGAUCUAUUAGAUGGCGCAACUUUUUUAAUAUUUAACAAAUUUAACUCAUAUCAGUAAAAUCAUAAAGAUCAAAGUCAAAAGGCGUUCUAAAAGUUUUAAUGUGUUUUCUUAGACAAUACACCUUUAUUUCUAAUUGUCUUUGCUUCAACUCAAAAAGGUAGUCUAGUAGGUAGUUUUGUCUUAGUUUUGUCUAUUCCGUCGCUCCUACUACCAAAUUUUUAGCCACAUGACGUUGUUGUAUGAGAGAUAAUAAUACACUUGAUUAAUUUAGCAUCUCACUACUCUCUGAUGUAAGACAUAGGUUUGGGGUGGAAGAGAUCCAAAAUUUCAGCAAUGAAAGUUGGCCAAAAUUAAGAUAUUCGGACGAAUAGCUGAGCCAAAAAUUAUAAUAACAAAUAAGAAAUUUUAAGAUUUGCGCCUCAUAUUCUGAAUAUAUUACUUUAUUUAAUAUUAAUACUAAGUACUAAUGAUAAAAACCUUAUUAAAUGUAUUAAAAGACGAAUGCAACGAUUUAGAAAAUGGAGAAAAAUAAUCAAAAGGAACGUAUUAUCGACAGUGGAAAUGAGUUUCUGAAGUAGUCGCAGAACUAAAUAAAAUAUGAGGCGAUAACAGUUUCAACGUGUUUAAGUUUUACGUAUUUUAUAGUGCAAUGAAAUGCGUGAGAUUUGACAUGUUACAUUUUAAGAUUUUCCUUCUGUUUAUGAUACCAUUAACUGUCCAGUCGUACAACAGGCGAGCUCCACCAGAAAAGAAAAUCACUAAGCCCUUCAGUAUGCCAGAUAACAUUAACAUAGACUUGGCUAAUCAACUGAAAGUCCCGAACAAGGCAUUCUGCGAGAAGAUGGCUCUAAGCGACGCCGAUUUCUUCAUGGUGAUGCCGUGGUGGUACCACUAUUGCGAAGGUCUGAAAGAAAAAGAAGAGAAAAAUACGAAUCAGAAAGUCAGAUUCCUCAGGCCAUACCAGAAAGUCUUGCAUGAGGUGCAGGAUUAUAAAAGGAAGCAGAGAAUUUGGAACGAAGUUGCAUCUAUUUUACGGCCUGCAAGACUAUAAAUAGAAAAGGAUGAUUCGUUAAAACGAGAUGUAUUGUUUUAUUAAAAUUUGAGUAUAACGAG